Molecule: messenger RNA, 1197 nt
Organism: Peronospora belbahrii
Lineage: Eukaryota; Oomycota; Peronosporomycetes; Peronosporales; Peronosporaceae
Source: the annotation of a GenBank genome assembly
AUGACUAGAGGUCGCAUUGCAUUCAAUUGGUGUGAUCCACUGCUACUGAAUGAUCAAUUGACGGAUGAAGAAGCCAUGAUCCAAAAAUCAGCGAAUGAUUAUUGUCAAGGAAAAUUAAUGCCAAGGAUUGUUGAGGCUAAUCGGAAAGGCACAUUUGAUUGCUCUAUUAUGAAGGAAAUGGGUGAAAUGGGGUUCUUAGGUCCUACCAUUCAAGGAUACGGCUGUGCUGGAGUGGGCUACGUGUCCUAUGGCCUUAUUGCUAACGCUGUAGAGCGUGUCGACAGCGCGUAUCGUUCGGCUAUGAGUGUACAGUCGUCUCUAGUGAUGCAUCCAAUUAAUACCUUUGGUUCAGAUGAACAGAAGGAAAAGUACCUACCACGUCUUGCCACUGGCGAACUCAUUGGCUGCUUUGGCUUGACAGAGCCAAACCACGGAUCCGACCCUAGUUCAAUGGAGACGCGUGCUAGACUCAAAGGAGACAAAUACGUACUAAACGGCUCCAAGAACUGGAUCACUAAUUCUCCAAUCGCCGACAUUUUCCUCGUCUGGGCCAAGGACGACGAAGGUGAUAUCCGGGGCUUCAUCCUAGAAAAGAGCUUUCUCGGUCUAUCAGCGCCAUAUAUCGAAGGCAAGGCGACAUUAAUGGCGUCUGCCACUGGCAUGAUUUUCCUAGAAGACGUUGAAGUUCCCAAGGAAAACAUGCUGCCAAAGGUGAAAGGUCUCAAGGGCCCUUUUACUUGCCUCAAUAGUGCUCGUUAUGGAAUUUCCUGGGGAGCCCUUGGCGCAGCAUAUUCCUGCAUGGACAUUGCUCGCCAGUACACCAUUGACCGCAGUCAGUUUGGUGCUCCACUCGCUGCCAAUCAGCUUAUCCAGAAAAAGCUAGCAGAUAUGAACACGGAAAUUGCGCUCGGUUUACAAGGGUGUCUACAAGUCGGUCGUCUACUCGAUGAUGGUAAGGCUCCUGUGGAACUGAUCUCAAUGAUGAAGCGUAACUCGUGCGGUAAAGCCAUUGAGAUUGCACGCAAUGCUCGUGACAUGCUUGGUGGCAAUGGCGUGUCGGAUGAGUACCAUAUCAUUCGUCAUGUUGUGAAUUUAGAGGCAGUGAAUACGUACGAGGGUACGCAUGAUGUUCACGCUCUGAUUCUUGGUCGUGCUAUCACUGGUUUGUCCGCUUUUGUGCCUCGCAUGGCUCCCUAG